This is a messenger RNA of Cornus florida, 1867 nucleotides long. Its product is annotated as cytochrome P450 704C1. The coding region runs from base 31 to 1611 and encodes 526 amino acids. Gene Ontology annotation, molecular function: monooxygenase activity; iron ion binding; oxidoreductase activity, acting on paired donors, with incorporation or reduction of molecular oxygen. Lineage: Eukaryota; Viridiplantae; Streptophyta; Magnoliopsida; Cornales; Cornaceae. The transcript is spliced from 5 exons. The record is from RefSeq and is a predicted model, not a curated record.
GUGUGUGUAUAUAUAUCAUGUGGAUAAUAUAUGAACAUUCCUCCCUCUUCACAGCCUUCAACAGAAAUGGAAAUCCUCUCUGUCCUCUUUACCUCCAUAACAACUACACUGCUACUUCUGUUCAUACCCUUUUCGGCCCUAAUACUAAGAAUCUUCACCGGCAAAUCAAUCAACAACCCGAAAUACCAUCCGGUGUUAGGAACUGCUUUUCAUCAGCUCUUCCACUUCAGCACACUCUAUGACUAUCAAACACGAGUUGGGAAAACACAUCCAACUUUCCGGCUUCUUGGUCCGGAUCAAAGUGAUAUAUACACAACAGAUACGCGAAAUAUCGAAUACAUACUUAAAACCAACUUUGACAAGUACUCAAAAGGUAAGCAAAAUCAAGAUAUAGUGACGGACUUGUUUGGAAAAGGGAUCUUUGCUGUGGAUGGUGAGAAGUGGAGGCAUCAGAGGAAGCUCGCGAGCUACGAGUUCUCAACCAGAGUGUUGAGAGAUUUCAGCUGUGCUGUUUUCAGAAGAAAUGCUGCCAAAUUGGUCAGAUCUGUUUCUGAAUUUUCUGUGGCAAAACAGGCUUUUGACAUACAAGAUUUGUUAAUGAGAUGCACUUUAGAUUCCAUAUUCAAAGUCGGUUUUGGGGUGGACUUGAACUGCCUUGAAGGAUCAAGCAAAGAGGGCAGUGCAUUUAUCAAGGCCUUCGAUGAUUCAAAUGCGUUGGUAUAUUGGCGCUAUGUUGAUCCACUGUGGAAGCUAAAGCGGUUUCUUAACAUCGGCUGUGAAGCUUCCCUCAAGAAGAACAUCACAUUCAUCGAUGAUUUUGUUCACAGCUUAAUCAGGACGAAGAGGAAACAGCUAGAGAUGCAACAAGAUUGUAAUGACAAAGAGGACAUACUUUCACGGUUUCUAGUGGAAAGCAAGAAGGAUCCAGAGGAGAUGAAUGAUAAGUACCUGAGGGAUAUCAUCCUGAACUUUAUGAUUGCCGGAAAAGAUACCACUGCAAAUACUCUUUCAUGGUUCUUCUAUAUGCUUUCCAAGAAUCCACUGAUACAAGAGAAAAUCGCGCAAGAAGUGAGAGAUGUCAUCAGUAGUAGUCAAGGGAAUGAAAUUAGCAUUGAUGAGUUUGUCACCAACAUAACUGAUGAAAAACUCGACAAAAUGCAGUACCUUCAUGCAGCAUUGACAGAGACCUUGAGGCUAUACCCUGCAGUACCAGUGGAUGGGAGGGUUGCAGAAACAGAUGACACUCUACCUGAUGGCUUUAAACUGAAGAAAGGGGAUGGCGUAUACUACACAGCUUAUGCAAUGGGGAGGAUGUCUUACAUUUGGGGCGACGAUGCUGAGGAUUUUCGACCUGAGAGAUGGCUCAACAACGGGGUUUUCCAGCCUGAAUCACCAUUCAAAUUCGUAUCCUUUCAUGCUGGUCUUAGGAUUUGUUUAGGCAAAGACUUUGCUUAUCGCCAAAUGAAGAUCAUGUCAACGGCUCUCCUGCAGUUCUUCCAGUUCAAGUUAGCCGACGACAUGAAAAAUGUGACUUAUAGAACCAUGUUUACACUUCACAUUGAUGGAGGCCUUAAUCUUCAUGCAGUUCCAAGAACAAAUUUUGGGAUGUAAAGCUAACGUUAGUAGAGAACUAUCAUGGUUGCAGCUGAUGUAAAAAAAUGUGUACCUUGUAAUAUAUAUGUGUGUGUGUAUGCAAGUGAGGCUAGCAUUGUUGAUAGUCAAAUUAUGAUCAUGACUUGCAAUGACAACACAGUGAAAAAACCCAGGAAUUCUAGUCAGGUGGCAUGAGUGGUUCUGUGAGUCAGGGUAAACUUGGAUUAUUUUAUGCAAUUUUAAAAAGUAAGGGGAUCCUAGUUUUCAGUUUUUC